CCGCCCGUUCCGCGCUAGCCCCACCCGCCUCCACCGCACGGCAGCAGCACGCGGGGCGCGUGUGGUGGCCGUCCCCGUCUCGUGGUCCGCGUGCCGCUUCGAGCGGUGGGUAUAGCUCUGCCUCCUCUGGCCGAUGCCCGCGUCUCGCAUCGGAACCGGAGCCCCGCAAAUCUAGGGUUGCCUUCGCUCCGCGCCCACCCCUGCUGCUGGGAGGAGGAUAAUAGGCGACGGAGGCCGCGAGGAACGACGCCCGCUCCGCCUCCGCUCCCCCCUCGUCGAAUGCGCCGGCGGAUCACCGCGCGAGGAGCGUUCGAGGCACGUAGUAGUUAAGGAUAAAGUGUUGGGAAUGUCUUCAACUGUGCCGAAGUCAUCAAAUAUUUUUUGGCAUGAUUGCCCAGUCGGCAAGUCUGAUCAUCAGAAGCUACUGAAGCAGAAAGGUUGUGUUGUUUGGAUCACAGGCCUUAGUGGUUCAGGUAAAAGUACCUUAGCAUGUACAUUGGGUCGAGAGCUCCACACAAGAGGGAAGCUUGCAUAUGUUCUUGAUGGUGAUAACUUAAGACAUGGUCUGAACAAGGAUCUUGGCUUUAAAGCUGAAGACCGUGUAGAAAAUAUACGGAGAGUUGGUGAAGUAGCCAAGUUAUUUGCAGAUGCAGGCCUUGUAUGUAUUGCAAGUUUGAUAUCUCCAUACAGGAGAGACCGCGAAUGUUGCCGUGCAUUAUUGUCAGAUAAUAGCUUUAUUGAAGUUUUCUUGAACAUGUCCUUGGAAUUGUGUGAAGCAAGGGAUCCAAAGGGCCUUUAUAAGCUUGCCCGUGCAGGAAAGAUAAAGGGUUUUACUGGAAUUGAUGACCCGUAUGAACCACCAUUAAAUUGCGAGAUUGAGAUCAAGGAAGUGGAUGGUGUAUGCCCUUCACCUUCAGACAUGGCGGGACAAGUGGUUACUUAUCUCGAGGAGAAAGGCUUUCUGCACGAGUAGGCGGAUUCCAUGAGGCGAUCGUUGGGGAGAAACUCUACUAGACUAGCGGAGAAAAAGUCAAGCGCUGGCAUUCGUUCAUAUUUUCUUUCUUCUUUACUCCUUCCCUCUGGCACAAGUUCUAUGCAGUUUCAUUCAGAUUAGCCUAGAACGUUCCAGAUUUCUUUGUCUCCUAGUUGUAAUGCAAUUCUGAUCGUCACUUGGGGUGGUAUUGAUGUGGCUAUCAUUGUCAGGGUAGGUACACCUAAUGUUCAGAGAAGUUUUCUUCUUUUCUUUCUCUCUA
This is a messenger RNA of Phragmites australis (common reed), 1253 nucleotides long. Its product is annotated as adenylyl-sulfate kinase 3-like. NCBI's taxonomy places the organism in Eukaryota, Viridiplantae, Streptophyta, Magnoliopsida, Poales, Poaceae. The transcript is spliced from 7 exons. Gene Ontology annotation, biological process: sulfate assimilation. The record is from RefSeq and is a predicted model, not a curated record. The coding region runs from base 347 to 973 and encodes 208 amino acids. Gene Ontology annotation, molecular function: ATP binding; adenylylsulfate kinase activity.